Messenger RNA from Phacochoerus africanus (Common warthog), 4884 nucleotides. It is a transcript of the gene PCDH20, whose product is annotated as protocadherin 20. The transcript has 2 exons. The coding region runs from base 662 to 3520 and encodes 952 amino acids. NCBI's taxonomy places the organism in Eukaryota, Metazoa, Chordata, Mammalia, Artiodactyla, Suidae. The record is from RefSeq and is a predicted model, not a curated record. Gene Ontology annotation, cellular component: plasma membrane. Gene Ontology annotation, biological process: homophilic cell-cell adhesion. Gene Ontology annotation, molecular function: calcium ion binding.
CCCAGAGACACUUGUGUCUACAUAGGAAACUGGCAGAAGCGAACAGCGGAAGCUUCCAAAUUAAAGAAUGUCGAAACCUUCACCAAAUUCAUGUAUUUGCAUUUCCUCUUCAGACCUCCUUACAAAGAGUUUGAAAUUCCUUCCUUCCGCAAAGAAAGCGGAUUUUCUUUCUCAGAGGAAACAGUGCUGGAUCCAAAUUUUUCCGAAGAACGGGUGGCAAACGGGGCAGCUAGGAAUCGCGCCUGUGAUUGCUCUGUAGCGCCGACUUCCUUUCUCUAUUUCGAUAUAAAUGCAGGCUUAUUUAUUUAUUCUCCCUCUCACGCUCGCAACCUGUGGACUAGAAGCCUGACUGGUGCGGCUGGCAGGGAGGCCCGUGGGCACGCGCUGUGGAGCCCGACCUUGUGGCACCUCGUCGCAGUCUUCAGAGGGAAGUCCCCAUUCCGGCUCCUCCGGCGGGGUCUGGACUUACCCGGGUCCGGGGGAGGAAACCAUGACCGCCUUCCCUGGUGCCCCCUUGCCUUUCUGCCCCGCUGGAGCUGCUGUCCUUAAUUGACGAGCUAGUGACUAUUGGCUGAAGUUCCCCAGCGAUUUGCAUGCUCAGAGAGGGAGUGUCUUCUGCCGCCCUCCGGUCAGGAGCGCGCCGACUGCAGCCUCCCUGGGAAUGCGCGGCGGAGGGGAUGUGCACAGCUCGCGGGCCCUGGCAGUGAGCUGGAGCACGGCGACCUGGCACCCGCGCCUGGAUAUGGGGCAUCCAAGUCGUCCCAGGAGCAGCACCAGCCACAGAAACCUGCCGCAUCUGCUUCUGUUUUUCCUCUUCGUGGGACCCUUCAACUGCCUGGCGAGUUACAGUCGAGCCACAGAGCUUCUGUACAGCCUGAACGAGGGACUGCCCGCGGGUGUGCUCAUCGGCAGUCUGGCGGAGGACCUGAGGCUGGUGCCCCGUGCGGGAAAGCAGGACCCGAAGUCGCAGCUGCCAGAGCACAGCGGCGCCGCGGAGCAGAAUCUCCCGCUUUCCUUCAGCCUGGCAUCCCAGGGACUGAGUGGACAGUACGUGACUCUAGACAACCGCUCCGGGGAGCUGCACACUUCUGCCCAGGAGAUUGAUCGGGAGGCCCUCUGUCUUGAAGGAGGUGGAGGGGCUGCCUGGGGUGGCAGCAUUUCCAUCUCCUCUUCGCCUUCUGCUGACUCUUGCCUUUUGCUUCUGGAUGUACUGGUCCUGCCUCAGGAAUACUUUAGAUUUGUGAAGGUGAAAAUCGCUAUCCGGGACGUCAAUGACAAUGCCCCGCAGUUCCCUGUUUCCCAAAUAUCAGUUUGGGUUCCAGAAAAUGCACCUGUAAACACCCGGCUGGCCAUAGAGCACCCUGCCAUGGACCCAGAUAUAGGCACUAAUGGAGUUCAGACCUACCGCUUACUGGACUACCAUCGUAUGUUCACCCUAGACGUAGAGGAGAAUGAGAAUGGGGAGCGCACCCCCUACCUAAUUGUCAUGGGACUGUUGGACAGGGAGACCCAGGAUCAGUAUGUAAGUAUCAUCAUAGCUGAGGAUGGUGGGUCUCCACCACUGUUGGGAAGCGCCACCCUCACCAUUGGCAUAAGUGAUAUUAAUGACAAUUGCCCUCUCUUCACGGACUCGCAAAUCAAUGUCACUGUGUAUGGGAAUGCUACAGUGGGCACACCAAUUGCAGCUGUCCAGGCUGUGGAUAGAGACUUGGGAAACAAUGCUGAGAUCACCUACUCCUAUAGCCAGAAAGUUCCACAAGCAUCCAAAGAUUUAUUCCAUCUGGAUGAAACCACUGGAGUCAUUAAACUUUUCAGUAAGAUUGGAGGGAGUGUUCUGCAAACACACAAGCUCACCAUCCUUGCCAAUGGGCCAGGAUGCAUCCCUGCUGUGAUCACUGCCCUGGUGACUAUUAUCAAAGUCAUUUUCAGACCACCUGAAAUUGUUCCCCGUUAUAUAGCAAAUGAGAUAGAUGGUAUUGUUUACCUGAAAGAACUGGAACCUGUUAACACCCCGAUUGCAUUCUUUACUAUAAGAGAUCCAGAAGGGAAAUAUAAGGUGAACUGCUACCUAGAUGGUGAAGGACCAUUUAGGUUAUCACCCUACAAACCAUACAGUAAUGAAUAUUUGCUAGAAACCACAAAAACAAUGGAUUAUGAGCUCCAGCAGUUCUAUGAAAUAGCUGUAGUAGCCUGGAACUCUGAGGGAUUUCAUGUCAAAAAAACGAUUAAAGUGCAACUUUUAGAUGACAAUGAUAACGCUCCUAUUUUCCUUCAACCUUUGGUAGAAUUAACCAUUGAAGAGAACAAUGCACCCAAUGCCGUUUUGGCUAAGCUAGAUGCUACAGAUGCUGACAGUGGAGAGAGAGGCCAAGUUUCAUAUUUUCUGGGACCUGAUGCUCCAGCAUAUUUUUCCUUAGACAGUGUCACAGGAAUUCUGACAGUUUCUACUCAGCUGGACCGAGAAGAGAAAGAAAAGUAUAGGUACACGGUCAGAGCAGUUGACUCUGGGAAACCUCCCAAGGAGUCGGUAGCCACUGUGGCUAUCACAGUUUUGGAUAAAAAUGACAACAGCCCUAGGUUCAUCAACAAGGACUUCAGCUUCUUUGUGCCGGAAAACUUCCCAGGAUACGGUGAAAUUGGAGUGAUUAGUGUAACAGAUGCUGAUGCUGGGCAAAAUGGAUGGGUCGCCCUGUCUGUGGUAAACCAGAGUGAUAUUUUUGUCAUAGACACAGGAAAGGGCAUGCUGAGAGCUAAAGUCUCUUUGGACAGAGAGCAGCAAAGCUCCUAUACUUUGUGGGUUGAAGCUGUUGAUGGGGGUGAGCCACCCCUCUCCUCUACUGCGAAAAUCACAAUUCUCCUUCUAGAUAUCAAUGACAACCCUCCUCUUGUCUUAUUUCCUCAGUCUAACAUGUCUUACCUGUUGGUACUACCCUCGACUCUCCCUGGCUCCCCAGUUACAGAGGUCUAUGCAGUUGACAAAGACACAGGCAUGAAUGCUGUCAUAGCUUACAGCAUCAUAGGGCGAAGAGGUCCUAGGCCUGAGUCCUUUAGGAUUGACCCUAAAACUGGCAACAUUACUUUGGAGGAGGCGUUGCUGCAGACAGAUUAUGGGCUCCAUCGUUUACUGGUGAAAGUGAGCGAUCAUGGUUAUCCCGAACCCCUUCAUUCCACAGUCAUGGUGAACCUAUUUGUUAAUGACACUGUCAGUAAUGAGAGCUACAUUGAGAGUCUUUUAAAAAAGGAACCAGAAAUCAAUAUAGAGGAGAAGGAACCACAGAUCUCAAUAGAACCAACUCACAGGAGAUUUGAAUCUGUGUCUUGUAUGCCCACCCUAGUAGCUCUGUCGGUAAUAAGCUUGGGUUCUAUCACGCUUGUAACAGGCAUGGGCAUAUAUAUCUGUUUAAGGAGAGGGAAAAAGCAUCACAGGGAGGAGGAAAAUUUGGAAGUACAAAUUCCAUUAAAAGGAAAAAUUGACUUGCAUAUGAGAGAAAGGAAACCAAUGGAUAUUUCUAAUAUUUGAUAUUUUACUGUGAAAUAAGAGAUGUUUUAAUUGACUUUGGGGAAUCUCCAUCACCCAAACAAGAUUGUAGAUGGCAAGUCCAAUGAAGAACAACUAAUUUAUAACUUGUACCAUAUUGUAAAUAUCUGUUUACAAGUUUUUAAAUUCAAAAUCAGAGGUUAUAAAAUGUGUACAGCCUUUUUUUAAUGAAAAUUAGUACUAACAGCUGUGGAACUUUAUUAAAAAAAAAAAAGCUUGGACGUGAUUUGCAUCUGCUUUCACUCACCAAGCAGAUGAUUGUUAAAACCUGGGAGUAAGGUAAGAAAAUGGUACAAUGCAUUUUUUGUCUAAGUCCUUUUACCACAAGAGGGCAUUGGCUUCUCCUUUGCAGGGAACUCUUUUGAGGUAUUGUACAUGACAGUUGUACAUGAAAUUAAUGAAAGAGUAUAUUUUAAAUAUAUUGUUUUUACAUUUAUCAAAGAUGAAAUUAAAGUAAAUGGAUUUUCACCCCAUUUAAAUGUAUGAUAAGAAAGAAAAUAAAUGCAUUUGUAAACAGAAUGUUUAUUACCUCACAUGCACAUCAUGUAUAAUUUGAAAGAGAAGACAAUGCAAAGAAGCGCAAUUCCUUUUUAGCAAGGAUAAAAACUUUGACGUGUUAAAAAUCUGACCUGCUGAAGAGUAUUUCACUUUCUGUGUACUCCAGUUGCAUUCUGUUUGCUUUAUCAUUGCACUUGCUAUUACAGAGGAAAAAAAAAAGUAUAUAUAUAUAUAUAUUCUUUCUCACAGAAAAUGUAACUAGAAAUUGUGUCACAAAAAAUAGCCAGAGGCAAAGAUAUGUUUCAAUCUUUAGUUGCUACAUAGGUGCAUUCCCAACUUCUUAGUAGUACUUUAUAUGUGGGUUAUGUAUUAGAUUCUUAUAUGCUUAAACUCAUCCAUUACAUAAGGAAAGAAAACUUAUAUAAAACAUAAUUAUCCUAGAAACUGGUGGAUGCUAUUGGUCGUCUUAGCUGGACUUUUCAUAUGAAAGUUUUAUUUAUCUUUUUUGUUGUUGUUUAGGUUUGUUGAUGACUGUUUCUGGCUUACUUUCUUUGCCUUUGGAUUAGGUCCAAGAGUUUAUUUGUAAGCCCAGCAGCAGAUUUCUUUGAUAAUUUAGCUGUUACUGAACCCUUUGCAGUGAAGCAAGCUGGCUCGUCAGUGAUUGAUCACCUUCACUUCAUUGUGUGAGCUGGAAAUUUUAUUUUAUAUGGCAGCUAUAGCAGAAUUAUCUAUGUAAACAAAGAAUAAGUGCUAGCUUAAAAUGGAUCACUCUGCUUUUCAGCAUCAUGUGUCUGUACUGUACCAAAAGUGUUUAUAUGUCUGCAAAUUAAAGGUAUAUAUUUUCAUAA